This is a messenger RNA of Pyrus x bretschneideri (Chinese white pear), 2152 nucleotides long. RefSeq lists its product as uncharacterized. The transcript is spliced from 8 exons. Gene Ontology annotation, molecular function: chromatin binding. Gene Ontology annotation, biological process: DNA-templated transcription. The record is from RefSeq and is a predicted model, not a curated record. Lineage: Eukaryota; Viridiplantae; Streptophyta; Magnoliopsida; Rosales; Rosaceae. Bases 41 to 1873 code for a protein of 610 amino acids.
CAAUCAGAUUACCAAAACGCAGCGUUUCGCCUGGAAAAUCAUGAGGAACCGGCGGUUUGCACAGGUCACGACGAGCGACGACGAAGACGACGACGUCGCACCCCGGAGCCACCAGCAGUCGGCGGGGGAUACAUCGUCGCGGAAGAGGAAGCAGGUGAAGCUUCGAGAAGGGGACAACGAAGAGUCGGGGGAGGAGGAGAAGCAGAAGAGUAAGAAGAAGAGGAGAGGGAAGGAGAAAGAGGCCGAAACGGCGUCAGGUAGCGAAGACGAGGAGGAGGAGCCACACGUGGUGGAGGACGCAAAGCCGAUUGGCGAGGUCGUUAAGCUUUCCGGGAAGGGAAGGGGCCGGAGGCAGCAUUACAAGGCGUUUGAGUAUGACGGGACCCGAUUUGACCUGGAGGAUCCGGUUCUUCUAACUCCUGAGGAUACCAGACAAAAGCCUUAUGUGGCAAUUAUCAAGGAUAUAAGCAGGACCGGAGGUGGGAGCAUGAUGGUAUUAGGACAGUGGUUUUAUCGUCCUGAAGAGGCAGAGAAAAAAGCUGGUGGAAACUGGCAGUCAACUGAUACAAGGGAGUUGUUCUAUAGUUUCCAUCGUGAUGAGGUUCCUGCAGAAUCUGUAAUGCAUAAAUGUUUGGUGCAUUUUGUUCCGUUAAACAAACAGCUUCCAAGUCGUAAACAGCAUCCUGGCUUCAUUGUGCAAAAGGUGUAUGACACCCAAGGGAAAAAACUCUGGAAGCUGACAGAUAGAGACUACGAAGAGGAUAAGCAACAUGAGAUUGACUUGCUAGUUCAGAAAACUAUUAAACUAUUGGGAGAACUUCCUGAUAUAGAGAUUGCAGAUAACAAUGUUUAUCAGGAUGAUCAGUUGAAGACUAAAAGAAGUCUGAUUAAAAAGAAUAUAUCACCCCUUGAUGUUUCUAGGGUGGAAGAAGCAACUGCUAGGCCUGGUCACAAUCAAAAAGCUGAAACACCUGGAAGCUGCCCAACAAGCAACUCAGAAUAUCAUUCCAUUUUAGCAAAGUCCAUGGCACUAACUGGAGACACACUACGUGACAGAUGGUUGGAGAAACUUCUACAAAAUAUCCGGCACCACGUAUGGAACUCUGCUGACACUACAAACGGUAUUGAAAAGAGAAAAUCUGGCUUUGAUGAUAUUGAUCAUGAAAGUGACCGUAAGCCCACAGAAGUUGGAAAUGGAUCUCAGGAUAAUGUCAAGAGUGGCAACACGUCUUUUCUCUGGCCAGAGGAUGCUGUUCGUGCAGUUACUUCUCUAGAGAAGGCUUCGCAUGAGUCUCUCUCCUCAGAUUUCCUAAAGUAUAACCAGAAGUUGCGGCAACUGGGAUUCAAUCUCCAGAAAAAUUCAUUCCUAGCCCGUCGUCUGCUAAAUCGAGAGUUGGAACCUUUAACAAUAGUGAACAUGUCACCUGAGGAGUUAAAGGAGGGUUUAACAGCUGAGGAGAGAGCAAAGAAGGAGCCUGAUGAUUGGGAGCGUAUGCAGAUGACUGACGCUCGUUGCUCAAGAUGCUCAGAGUUCAAAGUGGGAGUUAGGGACAUUAUUCAAGCAGGACACAGUGCUCGCUAUCAGCUGGAGUGUAUUGCCUGUGGUCAUUCAUGGUAUGCUGCCCGGGAUGCGGUUUCAAUGCUCACAAUUGAUGCACCCAGUUCUAACAAGAAUGUGGGGACGGCUCCUUUGGCCACUGCCAAGUUUGAAGAUGUUGAAAAGAAGCUGGCGAGCCCACGUGAGCCUGACAAGACAACCAAGGACGCUCUAAGAAAAACAACUGAAGCAUAUAUGCCGGUGUUGGAAGCGCAAAGAUCACUUAGCAAGUUCAAAAGGGAAGAAAAUUCUGAUUCUGCAAAGAAAGCCGAGUAGAGGUGCUGCGGUCUUGAUAGUUUAUGGAUAGGUGGAUGAAUUAUGUAGGAAAUGCAGCCUUGGUAAUUUUUGUACAGCCGUAUACACAUGCAUAUGUUAGUUAAAGCGGUCUUGAACCCCCGGGGGAUUAGGGUAGUUAAUUUUGACUUGAAUUCUGUAUCUGCUGCUGAUGCUCCAGAGAUAGAAUUGCACUAACCGAGCAGACAAGUAAAGGAGAUAGAGAUGCCUUGUACUUGUUUUCUCUGUCACCAUUAUUCUGUUGAGUUUCGUGGGUGUUUA